This is a messenger RNA of Xyrichtys novacula (pearly razorfish), 1840 nucleotides long. NCBI's taxonomy places the organism in Eukaryota, Metazoa, Chordata, Actinopteri, Labriformes, Labridae. The record is from the annotation of a GenBank genome assembly.
AUGCUGGGGAGCCUCUGCACUCUCAUCACUGCUCUAACAUGUAAGAGAUUCUUCUCAGUCCUUUACCACACCAUCAUUUCACACACACACCUUUGACUCUUGUCUUUUUCUCUGUGUUUUUUUUACAGAUGUUGAUGCAGUGAAAGUUCUGACCCAGACUCCUGCUGUCCUCACAGUUUCUCCAGGACAAGAGGCUGUUCUCAGAUGUAAUGUUCAGAAACAUGAAAAUUAUGUCAGCUGGCACAAACAGGUUCCUGGUGAAGCUCCUCAGUAUGUUCUGAGAUUCUAUCAUUCUCUGAGUUCACCCGACAACUAUGGAUCAGGAUUCUCCUCAGACAGAUUCAACUCUAAAACCACAUCAAACAUAGAUUAUCAGUUCAUCAUAAAGAGAGCAGAGGCAGGAGACACUGCUGUUUAUUACUGUCAGACAUGGGAUAGCUCUGCUUCUGCAGCUGUAUCACAGUGAUUUACACCAUGACAAAAACCUCACUCACAGUCUGACUACAGUGUCUUUAAAAUCUGACCACAUUAACUCAAGAAAACCAGAAAAACUUCAAUCAAAGCAGAAAGAUCACUGAAUAAACUCUUAUAAAAUGAUGAAAUCCUCAGAUUAAAGUCCAUCUUUGUUUUGAUAAAGUGAUCAGAGAUGAAAGAUUGAGACGUUGAGAGUGAAAGUUGGUCUCAACAGGAUGUUUCAGUUCCUCUCCCCUCAUUAGUGAGAGUCAGGAGGUUUUUGUACGGCCAUGUAUACAAACUGAAUCACUGUGGUAUUCGGACAAGGAACCAAGCUGAUCGUCUCAGGUAAGUUCUUUAGAAAUCAUCUUUAAAUAGGAUUGUUUCUCUGAUUCUGACAAAACAUGGCACAGUUAUCAUGUUAAUAACUCUUAAAUGAACAUUUUCAGUAAAUAAUAGACAUAAUUUUCUCUGUUUGAUGUUUAUUCUCUGUUACUUGGCAGCAUGUUGGUUCUUCUCAGAGAGUUUGAGGCUGAGACGUUUUUAACUUUAAAGAAAAAGUGAAACACACUGACUUGAUAUAAUUCAUUAUUGUUUGUAUGGGUUAAAAUUUCACAAUAACAUGUUCAAUAAUAUACAAGUAUAAUCUGAUGAAGUUACUGUUGAGCAGUCUGUGAGACUAAUAACAGAGAUAGAAUAAGUUACUGUAUUUUUGGAUCAUAUCAAAUUUGCUGAAUUGAAGUUGCUUUUUAUGGUUUCAUGUAAAUCUGAUUCAGUUUUAGAGUCUUUGUCUUUUAUUUUGUGAGUUUGAUCGGCUGUAAAAGCAGAUGACGACUUAUAAAUGGUUUAUGAUUUCAAGAGCUCUGAACUUGGAAAAUUACAGACUGAGUCUUUAAAAAGUUAAACUGGUGUAAUUUUAGUUUCUACAGGCUGAUGUAACAUGUUUUCACUUUUUAAAAGGAUGUAGUCAGACCGGGUUUAUUGUGAACACUGCACAUUGAUCCCUCUUUUUAUUAUUGACCUAAUCUGUGACUGUCGUGUGUGUUUGUGUGUUUCAGGCUCCAGCCUCUCUCCUCCCGUCCUCACAGUCUUCCCUCCGUCCCGUGCUGAGCUCCAGUCCAACAAAGCCUCUCUGCUCUGUCUGUCCAGUCAGUCUGUGCCUUUUGCAGAUGUGAGCUGGUUGGCUGCUGGGAGUCCAGUGAGCAGUGGGGUCUCCACCAGCACGGCUGUUCGGAAAGCGGACCAGACUUUCCACAUCAGCAGCUCUCUGUCCAUCACCCCCUCUGAGUGGACCACGGGCAAAGUCUUCACGUGUAAAGUGUCUCUGGGCUCUCAGACUUCACAGAAAGAGAUCAGCAAGUCCAGCUGUCCCUCUGCAGAAGAGUAG